AUGUUCACGGGUCUUGUGGAGACGAUUGGCACUGUUCUCGAGUACAAUGAGCUCGACUCAACCUCUUCAGGAGGUAAUGGUGUGCUGAUGGUAAUUGGCAACUGCUCUGAGAUCUUGGGAGACGUCCAUUUGGGAGACUCGAUUUGCACCAAUGGUGUUUGCCUUACCGUGACCGAAUUUGACGAAAAGAGGAGUUACUUCAAGGUUGGGGUUGCUCCAGAAACACUCAGAAGAUCGAAUUUGGGGGAUCUUCGUGUCAAUUCGCCUGUGAAUUUGGAAAGAGCCGUGACUUCGGAAGUGAGGCUCGGUGGACACGUUGUGCAAGGCCAUGUGGAUACAAUUGCAACAAUAACGAAAAAGGUUGCUGAUGGAAAUGCCAUAGCUUUCACUUUCCAGCUCCGUGAGCGUGAGAACAUCAAUUACAUUGUCGAGAAGGGUUUCAUUGCCAUUGACGGGACUUCCCUCACGGUGACUCAUGUUGACUACGAGACCGCAGAGUUUUCCAUUAUGUUGGUGAGUUAUUCUCAGGAGAAGGUGAUCUUGUCCAAGAAAGAAGUGGGACACACGGUGAACAUCGAGGUGGAUUUCACCGGUAAGUUGAUUGAGAAGCAGAUCGAGUUGACCUUGGAGGGCCAGCUCAAGAAGCAGAAUUCCCCUCUUGUGAAGUUGAUCGAGGGGAUUGUUGAGAAGAAGCUUGCAAAGUAA
This is a messenger RNA of Candidozyma auris, 705 nucleotides long. It is a transcript of the gene RIB5, whose product is annotated as riboflavin synthase. The record is from RefSeq and is a predicted model, not a curated record. Gene Ontology annotation, biological process: riboflavin biosynthetic process. The transcript has a single exon. NCBI's taxonomy places the organism in Eukaryota, Fungi, Ascomycota, Pichiomycetes, Serinales, Metschnikowiaceae. The coding region runs from base 1 to 705 and encodes 234 amino acids. Gene Ontology annotation, molecular function: riboflavin synthase activity.